AUGAUCCUAUAGGGUUCACGUGAACUGGAGGAUUCGUGCAAAUUCGCCUCUAGAUCGCCAAAUGUGAAAGUGGCCUCAAGUCAAAGCGCUUGUCUGUUCCGAAAAAUCAAUACUUGUAUUUACCAUUCUCCUCAACGCGAAAACGUGCGCGUAUGGGUUCCGGCGCACGAAAAUGUCAACAAAAGAACGCAAAAUUUCGACCGUUCGAAUCUGACCGCCAAUAUUAUGUGAUUUUUCAAUAAUGAAAUUCAAGAGACCGAGAGGAUCGAGCUUCCUCUUGGGAUGUUCGUAUUCUGUGCCGCUGUUGUCGUAUCUCGCCUUUUUCCUUCUUAUUUGGACGUUGUCGCUGCCCCUUAGUCCGCUUACGAGGAGAAGUGCAGUCGUUUUGGAAGAACAGUGGCACAAACCGGAGGAUUCCUUCGAGAUUCGUAUGAAGAAUAGCAAUUUCAACUCGGAUAAGGUGAAACCUGAGAUCGAAGCGACUGAGGAGGCGAAGAACGAAUAUUUGGUCAAUACUAACAACAAGGAUAACUUCAACAAGAACCAGAAUGAGAUUCUGCAAGAUGUCUUCAGCAGAGCAGAUAAGAAUAAGGAUAGAAGGCUAGACUCUAACGAAUUAUCAUUAUGGAUUAGGAAGAAAAUCUUGGAACACAUCACUUUGGCUGUUAGCAACAAUUUCAAUUUGUUUUCACAAAUUGACGUAGAUCCAAAGAACGGUGUGGUGACCUGGAAAGAAUACCAUUCCUAUUUCCUCAAGAAGAGAGGUUUCAGCGGUAAAUACUUGAAGAAUCACGACGAAAAAAGACACAAAGGAAUGCUGAGAUCUAUGAAAGAGCAGAUUCUAAGGGACAAAGCUUAUUGGAUGGAAGCAGCAAGGUCGAAUCCAGAUGCUCUUACCGUGGAUGAAUUUCUGGCGUUCACCCAUCCCGAAUCCAGUGCAGCCAAUCAACUAGCCCUAGUUGAUGAACUGUAUGAUAAAUUUGAUCGUAAUGGGGACGAUCUUUUAACGGAAGAAGAAUUUGCUGUACUACAAGCAGAAGGAAACGACGAAACAAUGGUCAUCCGCCAAGAUGAGCAUGAAAGAAGGGCGGAGUUCCGAAAAUCUAUAGACCUGAAUGGUGAUGGCAAAGCAGAUAGGAGGGAACUGCUUCAUUAUGUAGCCCCACAAAGUCCUAGACACAGCGAACACGAAGCAGAAGCUCUGCUGGCCCUUGCAGACGUGGACAAAGAUAACAUGCUCUCCCUAAACGAGAUGCUGGCGCAUCCAGACCUCUUUCUCAAAUCCAAGAUGGUUGACACGGCCAGGAGCUUCCAUGAUGAAUUUUGAACUGAAACGGGAUGAGGGUUUAAUAAAAUACACAAUAACUUCUACAAGCUGGCAUAUACGUGAAAAUUGUUAAUUUUUGAUUCCACAAUUUUAAAUUAUUGUUGAAUCAGAUUAGAGAUCUGUAAGUUGUCGGUAGUAGACCUAUGAAUAGCCAAGAUAAUAGAAAUUAUCACCGCCAAUUGUGCUAAUCAUGAUCAUUAUUUCACCAAACUGUAAAAGUCAAUUGUUAAAGACUGUCAUAGAUACUUCUUGUAAUAUAAACGAUUGACAUCAAUAAAAGAUAUUUUGUAGUAUAAAAAUU
This is a messenger RNA of Harmonia axyridis, 1628 nucleotides long. It is a transcript of the gene myd, whose product is annotated as 45 kDa calcium-binding protein. Gene Ontology annotation, molecular function: calcium ion binding. The transcript has 4 exons. Gene Ontology annotation, biological process: calcium-ion regulated exocytosis. NCBI's taxonomy places the organism in Eukaryota, Metazoa, Arthropoda, Insecta, Coleoptera, Coccinellidae. Gene Ontology annotation, cellular component: endoplasmic reticulum. The record is from RefSeq and is a predicted model, not a curated record. The coding region runs from base 242 to 1327 and encodes 361 amino acids.